Messenger RNA from Synchiropus splendidus (mandarinfish), 2124 nucleotides. Its product is annotated as zona pellucida sperm-binding protein 3-like. NCBI's taxonomy places the organism in Eukaryota, Metazoa, Chordata, Actinopteri, Syngnathiformes, Callionymidae. Gene Ontology annotation, cellular component: extracellular matrix. Gene Ontology annotation, biological process: positive regulation of acrosome reaction; binding of sperm to zona pellucida; egg coat formation. The transcript is spliced from 13 exons. The record is from RefSeq and is a predicted model, not a curated record. Gene Ontology annotation, molecular function: acrosin binding. Bases 542 to 1828 code for a protein of 428 amino acids.
UCAUCAAACCUGAAAAUGAAAUAGAUCGACCAAAAACAGCUCCAGUCAUGGGAGUCCGUCCCAGCUACGUGGCUCAAGAGCCAGGAGACACCUGGAAAGGUCGCCAUUCCACCACGACAAGCUGGGAUUGCUCCAUUCAUCACCUGUGGGUCACUGUAGUGCUGGAGCCUAUCCCAGCGGUCAUUGGGCGAGAGGCAGGGAUACACCUCCAUCGCUAGGAACACACCGCAAAGUGCCUGGAGUAAACCCACGCAGGCGGGAGGGAGAACAUGCAUACUCCUCCCAGACUGGUUGGCAGAGGUUGGUGACGACUGAUUACUUCAUACACUGGACCAGAUACGAUAUGAAGGUUUUUGUCUUUGGAGAGCUGUAGAGGAUCUGGAACAAAGGAUGAAUUGUAGCUGGAUGCAGCCCUGAACUGUUGGUCCAGCUUCAAAACAGACAUUUCAAACAUCUAAAUAGGAAGUCAAAGAUCUCACUUGAGGCUCUCCAGCUCAGCAGCACCAAGUGAACGUGACAGAUCACUCGUUGUUGUGACGCCAUGGCGAUGAAUUGGUCUGCUGUUUGCCUUUUGGCGCUGGCCCUGUGCAGCAGCUUCUCAGAUGCUCAAUGGCCAAAUUUUCAGCAGCCAUCGAAACCUCAGAGACAGGAGCCCACCAAACAGAUGCCUAAAGACCCCCAACAGUCAAAGCAGUCAUUUGAGGCACCUCUCACUUGGACAUACCCCGAAGACCCCAAGCCGGAGCCCCAGCCAGAGGUGCCAUUUGAGCUCCGACACCCUGUUCCUGCCGCAACCGUCGCUGUGGAGUGCAGAGAGAGCGUGGCUCACGUUGAAGUCAAGAAGGACAUGUUUGGAAUAAACCAGUUCAUCAACCCGGCCGACUUGACCCUGGGAAACUGCCCGGUGGUGGCUGAGGACUCAUCUGCUCAUGUGCUGAUUUAUGAAUCUGAGCUGCAUAACUGCCAGAGUGUGUUAACGAUGACGGAAGAAUCCCUCAUCUACUCUUUCACGCUGAACUACAACCCCAUGCCAAUUGGUGACUCACCUGUUGUGAGGACAAGCAAAGCUGCUGUGAUUGUCGAAUGCCACUACCCAAGGAAGCACAAUGUGAGCAGCUUGCCCCUUGACCCUCUUUGGAUUCCCUUCUCAACGAUCAAGGUCGCAGAGGAGUUCUUGUACUUCACUCUGAAACUCAUGACCGGUGAUUGGAUGUUCGAGAGGCCGAGCUACCAGUACUUCCUGGGUGACAUGAUCAACAUUGAGGCUACCGUCAUGCAGUACUUCCAUGUGCCCCUCCGCGUCUAUGUGGACAGCUGCGUCGCUACCCUCUCACCAGAGAUGAACUCGAGCCCCAGAUACGCCUUCAUUGAAAACAAUGGGUGCCUUGUUGAUUCCAGAAUCACUGGUUCCAAAUCUCAAUUCAUGGCUCGCGCAGUACAGAACAAGCUCCAGUUCCAGUUGGAGGCCUUCAGGUUCCAAGGAGCUGACAGUGGCGUUCUGUUCAUAACCUGCCACUUGAGAGCAUCAUCUGCUGCUCAUGCUGUUGACAGCGACCACAGAGCUUGCUCCUACGUCAAUCUUGGAUGGAGGGAGGCCAGUGGCAUUGAUUCAGCCUGUGGCUCCUGCGAAUCCUCUUCAUUUGGGCCAGCUGUGACCACAUCGGUAGCUUCACCAGGAGUCAGUGCUUCAGGUGGCAGCUGGACAUCCGGUAGUGGAUUGUCUCACACAGGAAGAAAGGUCCGCGAUGUGUCCGAAAGUGCAGUUUUUGAAUGGGAAGGUGAUGUCACUUUGGGUCCCAUCCCCAUCGGAGAGAAGGUGAUCAGUUAACUCAGCAACCCUCAGACGCCGUGAGCAUUCCAAUCUUCCAUGGUGGAUGAAUUGGUUUUGUUUGUUAUCCCCACCAUUCUCAAACACAUGUCCUCCGCUGGAACCUAAUCCUUAAAUAAAGUUCAUAUCAAACACAAGAGUGCUGACAGAAAAUAUCCUCAAGUCUAAAGAUGCAGAUUUAUUUUUGCAUUUCCCUUCUGUGUUCCCAUAUAAAUAUGUAACAUGCUGUAUGUGCUACAUCCAUAUGAUUGCAAAUCUUUCCAUUUGAUGGAAAUAAAAUUGCAAUUGUUUCACGA